AUGUCAAGCGAACAAAAACAGGGUGCUUUAAUUGUAAGUCGCAUGAGGAAAAAGAAGUGUGACGAAAGAAGACCAGUCUGCAAGAGUUGCGAGCUGAAGUUUUUGGAAUGUACUUGGCCACAGCUCAGAAAUAUACAAGAUAAUAAUAAUGAUAAAAAAUCCAAUACUGAAGGCGUUGGGGAACAAUAUUUAGUUCCAUUGUAUCUGUCGCUCGCACAAGAGAGUCCUAAAAUAAGAGUCAAGAAGGCGAUUAACACGUUGAAGAAAUAUGAAGAAUACGAGCACUUGGUAGAACCUCAAUUAUUUAACGUACCGGCGCUUAAUUAUGUUAUUCCCGAUGCUGAGAUUGACUCUGUUUUCUUAUAUCAAGUUUUCUGCAAUAAUUUUAUGCCCUCCUUAUCUCCACAAGUGGCUGCUCCCCAAAAGCUCCUUCCACUAUCCGUCUUUGUUCCAGAAUCUACUAAUUAUUUGUUGAGAGAAGUAUUUUAUUCUUGUUCUGCCGCCUAUCUCGCUAGGAAAAUACCAGAAUACCGCAACAUAAGUCAGUUGAAAUAUGCCAACCUCAUUCGAAUGCUUCAGAAAGAGAUUGAAAGUAAUAACCUCGAAGGUACUGAAGACUGGCUCUUUAUUGCUGUUCAAUGCUUAUGUCUCCGUGAAAAAGUUCUCGGGAAUACCGCCACUCAAAGUGCUAGACACCUAUCAGUUGCAUUUCGAAUUAUAAAGAAGCGACAAUGUAGCAGAAAAGCAUUAGCUACCGGACAAGUGGAGGGCAGUAGAGCUGAAGAGUUCGAAGGAUUCUUGAGAGAGCUAAGCUUUGGACCAGAAAUUGAAACAGAAAAUUCGGGCACAUAUGGACCAGAUAUAUCUGCUUUAUUUGGAUUGGACUUUGAUGAAAUUACCCCCACUGAAAAGACACUUGUGGAAAGCUUCAUUUACAACUACACUGUCUCGCUUUAUUUAUGUGAAGAUUGUGAGCUAAAGAAAUUUCCUUCGCCCUUUGAAGUAUUUGAUCACUUUAGAUCCCUUUUAAAUCGUCCAAUGUACGAUUGCCCUGUGGUUUGGCUAAACAACUCCGUUGUUGGGCCCUCACUUGAAGCAUUUGAAUUAGCUGGCAAGGCGUCCUGGCUUUCUAGAUGCUCCAUACAUGAUAACGAUUAUUUAAAAAAAAUGGCUUACCUUUUGCUUCAACAAGCACUUGAUUACUCUCCACCGGCAUUGCCUGCAGAGGUGACAUAUGCAAUGUCACAGAGUAAAUUGAAGGGAACUUUAUACAGUUUGAAGAUCGCUCAAGCUAUAGCAAAGGCAGCUCUCAUUUUAUUGAGAAAAGUUUUAAACCCUCAAUUGGAGACCUUUGAUUUGAUAAUUCAAAAAAACGUUGACAUAGUAUAUAAAUGUUUGAAAAACUUGCCUGGUAAUCAUGUUGCUAACGGUAUUUGCGGCUGGGCAAUCGUAGUAGCAGGAUCAUGUGCUUUAUCUGAUGAACAUAAAAAGUUAUUUCGUCAGCGGGCUAAAGACUUGGGCAAUUACCUUCAUGCUCAAUAUUCUGACACAAUGAUACUCUUUCUUGACAAAGCUUGGGGAGUCAUUGAUAACAAAUCACAAGGAUGCGACAUACUUUUAGAUCGGAAUGCACUAGAGCAGGUAAAUACAUAA
Priceomyces carsonii is the source of this 1653-nucleotide messenger RNA. RefSeq names its product Zn(II)2Cys6 transcription factor. Gene Ontology annotation, cellular component: nucleus. NCBI's taxonomy places the organism in Eukaryota, Fungi, Ascomycota, Pichiomycetes, Serinales, Debaryomycetaceae. The transcript has 2 exons. The record is from RefSeq and is a predicted model, not a curated record. Gene Ontology annotation, biological process: positive regulation of transcription by RNA polymerase II. The coding region runs from base 1 to 1653 and encodes 550 amino acids. Gene Ontology annotation, molecular function: DNA-binding transcription factor activity, RNA polymerase II-specific; transcription cis-regulatory region binding; zinc ion binding.